AUUUGAACGAAACUUGUAAUUUUUCUCCACCUACACUAAUAUCUGAAUAUAUAACGAAAUGUCUGGCAAAGGCAAAAAAGGCCCCUCUCAGGCUGAACUUUUGGCCCGUACUUGCUCUGAAAUUAUAGCUGAAGUAGUAGCAGCAGUAGAGGCAGGAAAAGAUGUGAAUUUAAAUGCUGUUAAGAAUAGAGCCUCUCGUAGAAAUAGAUUGCAGCACCAACCGAAACUUGUCGAUAUUAUCGCAGCUAUACCUGAGCAACAUAAGCAAACUCUACUUCCAAAAUUAAAAGCAAAACCAGUCCGUACAGCAUCUGGCGUUGCUGUUGUCGCAGUAAUGUGUAAGCCUCAUAGAUGUCCUCAUAUUGCCAUGACAGGGAAUAUUUGUGUUUAUUGUCCUGGUGGACCUGAUUCUGAUUUUGAAUACUCGACACAAUCAUACACUGGUUAUGAGCCAACUUCAAUGCGUGCCAUUCGAGCACGCUACGAUCCAUACGAGCAAGCUCGUGGUCGUGUUGAUCAACUCAGAGCUCUAGGUCAUAGUGUAGAUAAAGUUGAGUAUAUCAUUAUGGGUGGUACCUUCAUGUCACUUCCAGAAGAUUAUAGAAAUUGGUUCAUUCAGAAUUUACAUGACGCACUCUCCGGCCACAGCAGUAAUGAUAUGGACGAAGCAGUACGUUACUCUCAGCACAGCUUGACGAAAUGUGUUGGUAUUACCAUUGAAACACGUCCAGAUUACUGUCUUAAACCACACUUAAGUCAAAUGUUGCGUUAUGGUUGUACACGUUUGGAGGUUGGUGUGCAAAGUGUAUAUGAAGAUGUUGCAAGAGAUACGAACCGUGGCCAUACUGUUAGAUCUGUCACGGAAUGUUUUCAUAUGGCCAAAGAUGCAGGCUUUAAGGUUGUAUCGCACAUGAUGCCUGAUUUGCCCAAUGUUGGCAUUGAGAGAGAUAUUGAACAGUUCAAAGAAUACUUUGAGAACCCAAAUUUCCGAUCGGAUGGUUUAAAGAUUUACCCCACACUGGUUAUUCGUGGCACAGGUCUAUAUGAAUUGUGGCGUACAAAGAGAUAUCAAAACUAUACGCCUAAUGCUUUGAUUGAUUUGGUUGCUCGUAUCCUGGCUAUGGUACCACCCUGGACACGUAUUUAUCGUGUACAGCGUGAUAUUCCUAUGCCUUUGGUUACUUCUGGUGUUGAGCAUGGUAACUUACGUGAAUUAGCCUUGAACCGUAUGAAGGAUUUGGGCACAGAGUGUAGAGACGUUCGUACUCGUGAAGUUGGUAUAACUGAAAUUCACCAAAAGAUAAAACCGAAUCAGGUGGAAUUAAUCCGUCGAGAUUACGUUGCUAAUGGAGGUUGGGAGACUUUCCUUUCUUACGAAGAUCCACAUCAAGAUAUUUUGGUUGGCUUAUUACGUCUAAGAAAGUGUUCACCUGAAACUUUCCGUCCAGAAUUGACUUCGGCUGGUCCUACUUCCGUUGUUAGAGAACUGCACGUCUAUGGUUCGGUGGUGCCUACCCACGAUCGAGAUCCUACCAAAUUCCAGCAUCAAGGUUUCGGUACAUUGCUUAUGGAGGAAGCGGAACGUAUUGCUAAAGAAGAGCAUGGAAGCGUUAAACUUAGUGUUAUUUCUGGCGUUGGUGUCCGACAUUAUUAUGCCAAGCUUGGUUAUGAGCUAGAUGGUCCCUAUAUGUCCAAGAUGCUGGUUUAAAUGAGCACACUAUCUAUAGUUCAUUUGACCUCCAUUAUUAUAAAUCUUAUUUUGCUUUUUCCACAAAGCUUUUGUACAUAUAUCAAGUUAAUUCUCAAUUUGUUUCAGACGAAGCUCUUUCAUGUAAUCUGAACUGAUUUAUACACAUUGUACUUUUAUGAAAAAAAAAAAAGCAGUUGUAUAUGAUGAGAAAUAAAGUUGCUUAUCGAGGCCAAAUCCUUACAC
This is a messenger RNA of Mycotypha africana, 1933 nucleotides long. RefSeq names its product elongator complex protein 3. The transcript has 6 exons. Gene Ontology annotation, biological process: tRNA wobble base 5-methoxycarbonylmethyl-2-thiouridinylation. Bases 59 to 1708 code for a protein of 549 amino acids. Gene Ontology annotation, cellular component: cytoplasm; nucleus; elongator holoenzyme complex. Gene Ontology annotation, molecular function: acyltransferase activity, transferring groups other than amino-acyl groups; iron-sulfur cluster binding. The record is from RefSeq and is a predicted model, not a curated record. Lineage: Eukaryota; Fungi; Mucoromycota; Mucoromycetes; Mucorales; Mycotyphaceae.